This is a messenger RNA of Labrus bergylta (ballan wrasse), 17638 nucleotides long. NCBI's taxonomy places the organism in Eukaryota, Metazoa, Chordata, Actinopteri, Labriformes, Labridae. The record is from RefSeq and is a predicted model, not a curated record.
AUGGAGACACUUACAUUGUUUCUGCUUGGACUGUACACAGUGAUGGGAAUGGGACACUGGUGUGAGCACACGGUGCAGGAGAAAGCGGAGCAUGUCCUGUCCCCACGUCUACAGCUUGAAGUGAGCUGCUCAGAAGUGUAUCAGUAUAACACUGAAGCCUGGAGGCUGGAUGUGGACAGGAUGCGAGUCAAGCACGGAGGCGAUGAUGGCAUUGCACUGUACUACAAACAACAGGGCCCCAAGGCAACCUGUUACAUGUACAAACCUCCAGAGAUGGAGACGCAGACUGUGAACAAAACAGUGAGGGUGUGUUGUGAAGGCUGGGGAGGACCACGUUGCUCUGAGGGUGUGGGUGUGCGUGGUCAGUGUUUCUCUACGUGGAGUUGUGAGGAAUUCCCUGGAGUUCACAACUCCUCCCUGAUGCCCGUGGAGCAGUGCUGCAGCAGCCUGUGGGGUCUAAGCUGGAGGAAUGCCUCGGACCAGACCUGCCUGUCUUGCACGUACACUCUCCUUCCUGACUCCCAGUUCUCUCCUCUGGUGCGUGGUGGUCUGCUGGGUAGCGUCAGGUUGCCUCAGAGUUCGGCCACAUGCAUGUCCUGGGGUGGAGCCCACUUCCGCACUUUUGACAGAAAGCACUUCCACUUUCAGGGCAGCUGCACUUACCUGCUGGCCUCAUCUACUGAUGGCACCUGGGCUGUCUACAUCAGUACAGUCUGUGAUGGGAGAAGACGCUGCAGUAAGGCUUUGAGGAUAAUGCUUGGUCUAGAUUUGGUCACCAUUCGACACAAGAACUUAACGCUGAACAACCAGCCUGUCCCAAAUGGAGAACCCCUCUUCCAAAAUGGAGUGAGUGUUCACUGGCUCGGGGACUUUGUGUUUGUGGAGAGCGGUCUGGGAGUGAGACUGAAGUUUGACCUGAGCAACACGGUCUAUUUGACAGUGACUGCUGAGCACCUUGCUGCCACCAGGGGGCUCUGUGGAGUCUACAACAACAAUGCUGAUGAUGACUUCACCACAAUGGGUGGGACUGUGUCCCAGUACGCCGCCAGCUUCGGCAACUCAUGGAAAGUUCCAGACCAGCAGAAUGAAGGCUGCAGUGAUGCAGCUGAGCUUGGUCACAGCUGUGAUGUCUCAGGAGACCCGACACUACGCAGGCAUGCAGAGUCUGUGUGUCACCGACUGCUGGCAGACCCCUUCACACACUGUCACCUCCGGGUGGACCCAGCAGCGUACGUAGACACCUGUCUCUACCUGUAUUGUAGCCUACCUCCCAGAGAGAGGGACUCCGCAGUGUGUGACACCCUGGCCAGCUACACCCGCGAGUGUGCCCAACAACACAUCAUAAUUAUGUGGAGGACAGCGGCUCUGUGUGGUCGUGUCUGUCCCAGAGAUCAGGUAUUUUCAGACUGCGUGUCCUCCUGUCCCCCCAGUUGUGCGUCUCCUCAGCACACAGGUCCUGCAGCCAUGGGGCAGUGCAGGGAGGAGUGUGUGGGGGGCUGUGAGUGUCCACCAGGCCUCUACCUUCACCAAGGACUCUGUCUGCAAAGAGACGAUUGUCCUUGCUUCCAUCGCAGAAGCACCUACAAAUCAGGGGACAGGAUACAGCAGAGGUGCAACACCUGUGUGUGCAGAGCAGGCCAGUGGCAGUGUACUGGGGAGAAGUGUGCAGCACAGUGCAGCCUGAUGGGGGCGCUACAGGUGACCACUUUUGACAAAAAGAGGUAUUCACUGCAGGGAGGAGACUGUCUGUUCACUGCUGUAGAGGACUUUAUUGACAGGAAGCUGGUGGUGAGUGUGCGCAGUGGGGAGUGUACAGCAGGAGGAGGUGGACAAGGCCUUGGUUGUAUGAGGGAGAUCUUAGUCACAGCACUCCGCACCACUGUCACCAUCACAGACACUGGUACAGUGACACUAAAUGGACAGAAGGAGUCAUUACCUGUGGUGACGGGGGACCUGGUUGUACGUAGGGCCUCCUCGUCAUUUCUCCUCAUCCAGACUUUUGGAGCCCAGCUGCUGUUGCACUUAGAUGGACCUUUGUUGCUCAUUACACUGCAACCUGGCUUUGCACACAAGGUGCGUGGCCUGUGUGGAACGUUAACCUGGAACCAGCAUGAUGACUUCACCACACCAGAAGGAGACGUGGAGAGCAGUGUUUCAUCCUUUGCGGGGAAAUUCACAACAGAGCGCUGUGCCCUACCUAAAGGGGCUCCAUCAGAUCCCUGCACCACCUACACCCAGAGGAGACAAUAUGCAGAGACUGUAUGCUCCAUCAUACACAGUCCUAUCUUUCAGGUGUGUCAUGACGUCGUGGAGAGGGAGCCCUAUUAUCGUCUCUGUCUGUCGGAGGUUUGUGGCUGCCAUCCACAGAAAGCCUGCCAUUGCAACAUCCUCACCGCCUACACCCGACACUGUGCACAAGAAGGAGCUACCAUCCACUGGCGAAAUCAAACCUUCUGCCCGGUCCAGUGUUCAGGAGGUCAGGUAUACAAGGAGUGUGGUCGUGCCUGUGGUGGCUCCUGUUCCGAGGGUUGGAGCUGCGAUGAUGAAGGUGUUGGAGUGGGUAUGAGGAUGUGUAUCCCAGGUUGCCAGUGCCCAACAGGACUAGUGCAGGACCACCAGGGCCAAUGUGUACCCAUCAGUAUGUGCCCCUGUGUGCAAGGAGACAAGACGUACCAGUCUGGUGCUGUUAUUAAGAACAACUGUAAUACCUGUGUGUGUGAGCAGGGACAGUUUAACUGCACUCAGGAGCGCUGUGAAGAGGUGAACCGGUGUCCAGGCUCUUUGGUCUACUCUCCACGCUCCUGCCUCCUCACCUGCUCCAGCCUGGACCCUCCGGGCCAACAGCAGGGGUCCAGUGUUUCACAGUCCAGCUGCAGAGAGCCGCUGUCUGGCUGCGUCUGUCCCAAGGGAACUGUGCUUCAAGGUGAUAACUGUGUUCUGCCAGAGGACUGCCCAUGUCACCAUAAUGGUCAUCUUUACUACACCAAUGACACCAUCACUAAGGAUUGCAACACAUGUGUGUGCAAGGAGCGCCGCUGGCACUGCAGCCAGUCCGCCUGUGCUGGCGUGUGUUUGGCAACUGGUGACCCACACUAUAUGACAUUCGACGGGCGCUGCUUUUCUUUCCUGGGAGAUUGCCAGUACGUGCUUGCGCGCGAGACCAGCGGUUUGUUCAGUGUCACGGCAGAGAACGUGCCCUGUGGGAGCACCGGGGUCACCUGCACAAAGUCAGUCACCCUCAGCCUGGGAAAUACGGUCAUACAUCUGUUGAGGGGUAAAGCUGUUACCGUAAACGGGAUGCCAGUUGAUCUACCAAAGUCUUACAGCGGCAGUGGUCUGACAUUGGAAAGAGUCGGACUGUUUGUCGCCCUGUCCUCCCGACUCGGGGUCACUCUUCUGUGGGAUGGAGGCAUGCGUGUGUAUGUGCGCCUGGCGGCCAACCUGCGCGGCAGGGUCGGAGGCCUGUGCGGUAACUUUGAUGGAGACACAGAGAAUGAUUUCACCACACGGCAGGGCAUCGUGGAGUCUACACCCGAGCUGUUUGGUAACUCCUGGAAGGUCAGCCCCUCCUGCCCUGACGUGGCAAACCAGGACCUUCGGGACCCUUGUGCUCUGAACCCUCACAGGGUGACCUGGGCCAGGAAAAGGUGCGCAGUUCUGACUCAGGUGCUCUUCUCUCAGUGCCACCCCGAGGUGCCCUUCCAGCAGUAUUAUGACUGGUGUGUCUUUGAUGCUUGUGGCUGUGACUCCGGCGGGGACUGUGAGUGUCUCUGUACAGCCAUUGCUGCCUAUGCUGAAGAGUGCAACCGACGAGGGGUCUACAUCCGCUGGAGGUCUCAAGAGCUCUGUCCUCUGCAGUGUGACAAUGGUCUGGUGUAUGAUCCUUGCGGUCCAGCUUGCUCCCCUUUGUGCCCAGGUGUUCAGAAAAGUCCACACUCCCAGUGCGGUGCUCUCUCCUGCGUGGAGGGCUGCUUCUGUCCUGUUGGCACUGUCCGACAUGGUGGCAGUUGUGUAGUUUCUCGUGAGUGUCCGUGUGAGUGGGACGGCUCAAUGUUUCCUGCCGAUUCAGUCAUCACUCAACACUGCCAGAACUGCUCCUGUGAGGAUGGUUUGUGGCAGUGUCAGGGUGUGGCCUGCCCCCCUCCCUCCCCUCCCUGUCUGGAAUCAGAGUUCGCCUGCGCUGGGGGGCGCUGUAUCCCCUCUAUGUGGAUGUGUGACAAUGAAGAUGACUGUGGUGAUGGAUCAGAUGAAGUCUGCCCAUCCACGUGCUCUCCAGAUCAAUUCCGCUGCACCAGCACGCCGAGUGGACCAUGUUUGAACCUGGUUCUGCGUUGUGAUGGCCACCCAGACUGUGCUGACCAAUCAGAUGAGGAGUUCUGUGGACCUGCCACCCCUGUGCCCCUUUGCCCACCAGGGGAGUUUCAGUGCGCCAGUGGAAAGUGCCUGCCAGCCAGCCUUGUGUGUGAUGGACGGCUGGACUGUGGUUUCGCUGAUGGGUCUGAUGAACAAGACUGUGGCGUGGUGUGUGAUGAAGGAGAAUUCCUGUGUGCUGGAGGACGUUGUAUCCUCUACCUCCACCGCUGCGACGGACAUGAUGACUGUGGGGACCUCAGUGAUGAGAGAGGGUGUCUGUGCUCAAAAGGGGAGUUCCAGUGCCCUGGUGAUCAGUGUAUCCCUGCAGAGAAAGUGUGCGACGGACGCAGAGAUUGCACCGCUGGAACUGAUGAGGCUGUAUGUCCAAGUAAAGUUACCUGUGCUCCUGACCAGCUGGCCUGCAAUGACGGCACAUGUGUUUCCAACACUAAGCUGUGUGAUGGAACAAGAGACUGUCAAGGUGGAGAGGAUGAAAACACAACCAACUGCUACAGCGUCAUCAUAACAACAUCAUCCCCAGCUGUCACUCCAACUAUGCCCAGUUCAGUUUGUAGGUCCUAUGAGUUCAGCUGUGCCACUGGAGGGCAGUGUGUGCCUCUGGCCUGGCGUUGUGACGGGGAAACAGAUUGUAUGGAUGGUAGUGAUGAGCAGCAGUGCAGCGCCCCCUGUGGCCCCAGCCAGGUGCCCUGCCAAAGUGGGGACCAGUGUGUCGACUACCAGCAGCUCUGUGAUGGGAUUCCACAGUGCAGGGAUGCUUCUGAUGAGAGUAUUGACAACUGUGGCUCCAUUCGGAUACCUCCAUGUCCAGGCAGCUUUUCAUGCGACAACCGCACUUGUGUGAACAUGACACAAGUGUGCAACGGUGUACCAGACUGUCCGCGAGGCGACGAUGAGUUGGUGUGUGAUAAAACUGUCUCACCAGCGCUCCCUGGCGGAAGAAACAACACUGUCACCUGCCCUGAAUUUACCUGUAUGGAUGGAUCUUGUGUCCCCUUCAACAUGGUGUGUAACCUUGUUGCAGACUGUCCAGACUCCUCAUUAAAUCAAAUAGGAGUCCCCACUGACGAGCAGGGCUGCAGGAGCUGGAGCCCCUGGGCUCCAUGGAGCCACUGCAGCACCUCCUGUGGGACAGGCUCCAUGAGCCGCCAACGAACCUGCCCCACUGGUGACCCACUGCGCCAUUGUCAUGGACAGGACCAGCAGAGGCAGCAGUGCUUCAACACCACCUGCCCUGUUGACGGGCAGUGGAUGCCGUGGGCUAUCUGGUCGAACUGUUCGAGUAGUUGUGGUGGAGUGCAGGUCAGACACAGAGGCUGCGUCCCUCCUCGCAACAGAGGCCGAGAUUGUUCCCAGCUCCCUGGAUCAUCCAACCUUGCUAUGGAAAUCAAGCCUUGUCCUGAUGAUGGAUGUGACAACACUAGCUGUCCUGCAGGGCUGGUGAGAUACAGCUGUGCUCCCUGCCCUGUUUCCUGUGCUCACAUCAGCAGCGGGACAACCUGCGAUUCCACAGCACCCUGCUCCUCAGGUUGUUGGUGUGCUGAGGGACAGGUGAUGAACCACAUGCAAAAGUGUGUGUUACCAGAAGAGUGUGUGUGUGAGGUGGCAGGUGUGCGGUACUGGCCGGGUCAGCAGAUGAAGGUGGACUGUGAGAUCUGUGUUUGUGAGAGAGGGAGGCCUCACAGAUGCCAGCCUAACCCAGAGUGUUCAGUGCACUGUGGCUGGUCGUCAUGGACUGAGUGGGGGGAGUGUUUGGGGCCAUGUGGUGUUCAGAGUGUGCAGUGGUCGUUCCGCAGCCCAAACAACCCCAUCAAGCACGGUGAUGGGAGAGCCUGCAGAGGAAUUUACAGGAAAGCCCGUCGGUGCCAGACUGACCCCUGUGAUGAGUGCGAGUACCAGGGUCAGUCCCAUGCUGUGGGAGACAGAUGGAGGUCGGACCACUGCCUUUUAUGUCACUGUCGGCCAAACCUCACAGUACACUGUUUUCCCUUCUGUCCAUACGCUGUCAGUGGAUGCCCUCAGGGUCAAAGCCUGGUGCCUGGAGAGGGAGACAGGUGUUGUUACUGCCAAGAAAAUGACACCAUUCUUGUGACAAUCAGCCCUGACACUGUGACAUCCCCGCCAGGAGAGGGCACUAAACCUCUGGUCCCGACAUAUCCACUUCCUCCUGGAGAUGAGUGUUGGUCUCCUCUGGGUGUUCAGUCUCUCCCAGCUUCCAGUUUCAGUGCCUCCUCACAGCAGACCGGUCACCCUCCUGAGGCAGGACGCCUACACAGUUGGGAGCCACAUAGUGACCUCCAGGGCUGGAGUCCAGAACCUGAGGAGUAUAAGGACCUACCACAGCGGAGCCCUGAGGGACACGCAAGCAAAUCACAGAGCCCCUACCUGCAGAUAGACCUUCUCCAGCCAUACAACAUUACUGGUGUGCUUACCCAGGGUGGAGGGGUGUUUGGCACCUUUGUCUCUAGUUUCUAUCUCCAGUUUAGCAGCAAUGGCAGACAGUGGUACACUUACAAAGAGCUGGUGACUGAUGCCCGGCCAAGAGCCAAGGUUUUCAACGGUAACCAUGAUGAUCGAGGGGUGGCAGAGAUCCGACUGGAUAGGAUGGUCACAGCUCAGUUUGUCCGCCUGCUGCCGCAUGACUUCCAGAAUGGCAUUUACCUUCGACUUGAGAUCAUGGGCUGUGGGGAUGUCACUCCAGCAGGGGGCUGCAGAGAGAAAGAGUUCCACUGUAAAAACGGUCGCUGUGUGCCAGCAGGUCUGCAGGGAGUUGUCUGUGAUGGCGUCAAUGACUGUGGGGAUGGAUCAGAUGAGAUGCACUGUGGUACGCAGCCAUCCCCUACGUCCGUCAGUCCUCGCAGCUGCCCUGCUGGUCAAUUCUCCUGCCCUCCACCAGGGGGCUGCAUUGAGAAAGGACAUCGCUGUGAUGGGAUCCCUCACUGUCCCAAAGGAGAGGAUGAAGCAGGCUGCCAUCACCACGACAAUGCUACUACUCAGUCAGACAGACCAUACACAUCCACCCCUGCACCUCUCCGGACUCCAUCCAUUGCUGCUGUCACUCAUCCCGCAGUGAAACCGACGGAUGGUGGCCCAGGACAUCGCGGAAUCUGCUCCUCUCCUCUCGGACUGGAGGAUGGCAGAAUAAGAUAUGGUCAGCUGACCUCAUCCUCGUACCGUGAGAACAACCCCGCUGAUGCUGGACGGCUAAACAUCGUCCCUAAUGUUCAAGUCAUGGAGCCAGGAUGGAGCCCCUUGCCCACAGAUCCUCAGCCAUAUUUUCAGGUGGACUUCCUGGAGCCCACAUGGGUGUCAGGGGUGGUGACACAAGGCAGUGCACGUAUGUGGGGUUACAUCUCUAAAUACCGCCUGGCCUUCGCCCUGCACAGUAGCCUCUUCACAGACUACACUGAGGAUGGAAAGCCUGGUGGUCAAGCUCAGGUGUUUGAGGUGCGGAUGGUGGGCAGGACCCCUGUGACUCGCUGGCUUGGUCGGCUGGUCAGAGCUCGAUACCUGCGCAUCAUUCCUGUUGAGUUCAGACACACGUUCUACCUGCGUGCUGAAAUCCUCGGCUGCAGAGGAGAUGAGCUGGUGACACCCAGCACUGCGACUAAGUCUCCCUCUGGUGGUGACAAUGUAACAGUGCAGCGCUGUAAGCCCGGUCAGUUUGCAUGUCAGCACAGUGAAGACUGCGUCUCUGUCUCUGUGCUGUGUGACGGUCGACCGGACUGCAAGGACCACUCUGACGAGAUCAACUGUGGUACGGCUCCAACUAGAGGCCCUCCAGGGCUACAUACCACCAGGUCCCCAGGUGGCCAUCCUGGUGUCGCUAGUGAGGGUGUCACAGGUGAACCUGGACUUCAGAAGACUUCGACCUCAAAUCAAGGCCUUUGGACUACCACCCCAUCGAUCUACCCAGGUGUCACCACAGGCCAACCAGGACUGCAUCUCACCACAAGCCCUACUUCUGGAAAACCUGGGUUGCAAACCACAAAAGCCCCAUGGAUUGCGACAACUUCCCAUGAUGGUGGACUACCCAGGGUGCUUUGCGUGGAGGGCCAAUAUGCAUGCCGGUCAUUUGGCUGUGUGGACUCAGCGCAGGUGUGUGAUGGCAGACAGGACUGUUUGGACGGGUCAGAUGAAGAACGCUGCGGCACCACAGCCAGGCCAGCUGUGACUCCAAAGGGCCCACCGCUGCCCAGUCCUUGCUCUGCAAAGCAGUUCUCUUGUGUCAGUGGGGAGUGUGUUCACCUGGACCGCAGAUGUGAUCUGCAGAAGGACUGUGUUGAUGGAUCGGAUGAAAAAGACUGUGUGGACUGCAUCAUGUCCCCCUGGACAGCCUGGAGUGCAUGCAGUGUAACCUGUGGUCUGGGCUCCUUGUUCCGACAGAGGGACAUAAUGAGAGAAGCUCUUCCAGGUGGAGCCUGUGGUGCAGCUCAGUUCGACAGUCGAGCCUGUUUCCCUCGAGCAUGUCCAGUUAACGGCCACUGGUCAGAGUGGACGGAGUGGUCCGAGUGUGAUGCUCAGUGUGGAGGUGGUGUCAGGCAGAGGAACAGAACCUGCUCUGCUCCUCCUCCCAAGAAUGGAGGAAAGGAGUGUGAGGGCAUGACCCUGCAGAGCCAGAGCUGCAACAGCCAGCCCUGCACCAAAGACACAGGCACACAGACAGGCUGUGUAAACAACAUGGUUCUAGUGACUGAAUCAGACUGCCGGGCUGGGAGGGUUGAGCCCUGUCCUCCUACCUGCUCACAUCUCAGCUCCACCAGCAACUGCACUGAGGCAUGCAUACUAGGGUGUCGCUGUCCUGAUGGUCUGUAUCUUCAAGGUGGGCGAUGUGUGAAUGCUAGUCAAUGUGUUUGUGUCUGGAACGGUCAAACACUACAGCCAGGACAAAUCAUCAUCAAGUACCAUUGUACCACAUGUGUGUGCCAAGAUGGACAAGUAACCUGUGACAACUCCAAAUGUGUUGCAACCUGUCAUUGGUCAGCCUGGUCGUCAUGGUCACCAUGUGAUGUAACUUGUGGUCUGGGGCUACAGCAACGCUACAGGUCUCCAGUGAACCCAGCUGGAGCAGUCAGAGUUCAGAUGUGUCCAGGAGACUCCUCUGAGGCCCGCCACUGCUCCAGCUCCUGUCGUCCAUUGUUGCCAGAUGGCGUCUGGAGUAAAUGGACCAGCUGGUCGGAGUGUAGCAAGACAUGUUUCAACCACGUCGAUGACGUUGGAAUCAGGCGACGAUUUCGCAGCUGCAACCACACCCUGACGGCCUUUAACCACACCCAUACGGACUCUGACUGUGGUGGAGACGGCGAGGAGCAGGAGCCUUGUAACACACUGCACUGUCCAGUGCAUGGCGGCUGGUCCGAAUGGUCACCAUGGUCUCAGUGUUCAUCAGAGUGUGACUCUGGCGUCCAAACAAGAGAGCGGUUCUGCAAUUCACCCCCAUCACAGUAUGGAGGCAACAGCUGCUCUGGGCCUCAUAUACAGACUGGAGACUGCAACUCCCACCCCUGCUCAGGUGUGUGUCCAGAGGGCAUGGUGUACAUGACAGCAGCAGAGUGUGAGGCUCAUGGCGGUGCAUGUCCUCGCGUGUGUUUGGACAUGACCUCCACAGAGGUGCAGUGUGCCACCUCCUGUUAUGAUGGCUGCUACUGUGCCCUGGGCUUUUACCUGCUCAACAGCAGCUGUGUGCCCUUGGCGCAGUGUCCAUGUUACCACCAGGGGGAGCUGUAUCCUGCUAGUGCCUCAAUGCCUGUUGAUGCCUGCAAUAACUGUACCUGCAUUAAUGGAGAAAUGGAGUGUGGGACCGCUCCCUGCUCUGUUGACUGCGGCUGGAGCAGUUGGACGCAGUGGAGCGCUUGCAGUCGAACGUGUGAUGUUGGGGUGAGAAGGCGGUAUCGUUCGGGAACCAAUCCUCCUCCAGCUUUUGGUGGUCAGCCCUGCAAAGGAGACAGAGUUGGGAUUGAUACCUGCAGCAUUGAACCCUGUAUCGGUGUGAAGGAGCCAUGGAGCGCAUGGUCAAAGUGCUCAGUGACAUGUGGAGGAGGUUACAGGACCCGAACCCGUGGGCCCAUCAGAGUCCAUGGAACUGCUCAGCAGUUCAGUGCCUGCAACCUGCAGCCUUGUGGCGAUGGUAAAGCGUGUCCUCCUGGCCAGGAGUGGAAGCAGUGUGUGAGGGGGGCAGUGUCAUGCACAGACCUCACAAUGGACAUCAGCAGGAACUGCACACCUGGCUGCCAGUGUCCACAAGGGACAGUCCAACAGGAUGGUGUGUGUGUGCGGGAGCCUGACUGUCGCUGUGAUGUGGGUGGAGAGCAGUACAAACCAGGAGAUACUGUCCCCACAGACUGCAACAACUGUACAUGUGAAGCAGGGAGGCUGCUCAACUGCUCUCAAGUCAGCUGCAAUGUUGAUGGCCAUUGGUCAACGUGGACUCCGUGGGGUCAGUGUUCGGUGUCGUGUGGAGCAGGUCUCCAGUCCCGGUAUCGGUUCUGUUCCAGCCCCCAGCGCUCAGGCAGCGGCCUGCCGUGUGUGGGUGCACACAGAGAGGAUCAAGUCUGUGUCAACACUCCAUGUGACCGGGAUGGCGGCUGGAGUCAGUGGAGUAACUGGACGGACUGCACCAAGUCAUGUGGCGGGGGGGUUAAAAGCAGGAGGAGAGAGUGUGACAGUCCCAGUCCAGAAGGGGAGGGGAACUACUGUGAGGGGCUGGGAACUGAGGUUAUAGCCUGUAACACUGCCCACUGUCCAGUGGCUCCAUGCUCGCAGGUCCCAGGCACAGUGUUCAGUAGCUGUGGUCCCUCCUGCCCUCGCUCCUGUGACGACCUGGCUCACUGUGAGUGGCAAUGUGAGCCAGGGUGCUACUGUACAGAGGGAAAGGUCCUGUCUGCUAACGGGACAGUCUGUGUGGAGAGAGAAGACUGCGCCUGCCUGGACCUUAGUACUGGACACAUACUUGAACCAGGGGAGACCAUGGUAGCCCCUGAUGGAUGUAACAACUGCACCUGUGACGGAGGGAGGCUCAACUGCUCAAGAGACCCAUGUCCAGUGGCUGGUGGCUGGUGUGAGUGGUCAGAGUGGACUCCAUGCUCCAGGACCUGUGGGGCAGAGUCAGUCUCUCGUUACAGGAGCUGUGGCUGUCCGGAGCCCAAGGCUGGAGGAGCGGCCUGCUCUGGAGAACAGGAGAUACACAACGGGGUGGGAGUUCAAAUCCAGAGACAGCCCUGCCCUGUCAUUACCUUCUGUCCAGUGCACGGUUCGUGGAGCCCCUGGUCAGUGUGGUCUGAGUGUGAUGGCUGUGCCGGAGCGUCCACUCGCACCAGGCAGUGUAACAGUCCUCCUGCCAGGUUUGGUGGUCUGCCCUGUCUUGGGGAGGGCAGGCAGAGGCGGGGUUGCCAUGACAACAUGACUGUCUGCGCAGACUGCGGCGGCGGUCAGGAGGAAUGGCCUUGUGGGAAGUCCUGUCCUCGCUCUUGCUCGGAUCUCCAUGGUGACACAGAGUGCUUGGACUCCCCCGGGUGCCAAAAGACCUGCGGUUGUCCGGGUGACAUGGUUCUGCAGGAUGGAGUGUGUGUGACCAGGGAGGAGUGUCGCUGCAAAUACCACAACACCUCUUCUACUGAAAUGACAUUCAACGGGCUUGAUUCCACUAAUGCAUCAUGGGUAUGGCCGGGUGGAUCUGAUUGGCAGUUUGCAUAUCCUGGAGACACCAUCAUCAGUGAUUGCAAAAACUGUUCAUGCGAUGCUGGGGUUCUGCAGUGUCACUCUGUCCCUGGUUGCCAUGUUGAUGGUGGCUGGAGCCAAUGGGGGGCCUGGACUGAUUGCUCACUUCUUUGUGGAGGAGGAAUAAAGUUCAGAAGACGCCACUGUAAUAACCCGACUCCUCAGAGCGGUGGGAGAGGCUGUUUGGGAUUCGCGGAACAGCAGAAAGACUGCAACAUCCACCUUUGCACAGAAUCCAAGGGUCCAUGGCUCCCCUGGUCCAAGUGGUCUGUGUGUUCGGUCAGCUGUGGAGGAGGACAGCAGUCCCGCUCUCGUGUCUGCAGCUCUCAACCCUGCAGCGGCCUUAGUCGCCAGAGUAAGACCUGCAACACCCAGGUCUGCCUCGAAGUGGGCUGCCCUCCUGGCAGGUUGUACAGAGAGUGUGAACGAGGUGAAGGCUGUCCUUUCAGCUGCGCUCAGGUCAGCGGCAGGGAGGGAUGCUACUCUGAUGGCUGUGAGGAAGGCUGUCACUGCCCCCAAAACACCUAUCAACAUCAAGGAGCAUGUAUGCAGGAGUGUCCAUGUCUGGUAGACAAAGAGUUUCUGGCCUCUCUGCAAAGUGUUUCCAUCUCACCUAUCUCAUCUCUGCUCCUCCAUAACAUCUCUGAGGGAGUGGAACUUCAGCCUGGAGACACUGUGGUCCAUGACUGUAGCACCUGCGGCUGUGAGCAUGGCAGGUGGAACUGUUCCUUGGAGUAUUGCCCAGUUGAUGGAGGUUUGUCACCCUGGGGCUCCUGGAGUUCCUGCUCCCUGUCCUGUGGAGGUUUAGGACUGAAGACUCGCUCCAGGGGCUGCACACAGCCUGCACCUGCCCAUGGAGGGAGAGACUGCCAGGGGGCACGGCAGGAAACCACCUACUGCCAGGCACCAGACUGCCCAGUUGUUGUUGGUCCUACAGAUGAACCAAUUGUACCAGAUGAAGAUGCUGGUUUCUCUCCCUGGUCAUUAUGGAGUCCCUGCACUAAGACAUGCACUGAUGCUCUGAGCCCAGCCAUGAAGUCCCGCCAUCGACAGUGUGAGAAACCUCCCUGCUCUGGAAGCUCUCACCAACAGAAGGCCUGUAACCUUCCCCAGUGUCCAGAUGGAUCUGAAGUGUGCGUAGGGGGCGGCUGUGCACAGAAAAACUGUUCCUGGACAGAAUGGGCCGAUUGGAACUCCUGUUCGCGGUCUUGUGGAGUGGGUCAGCAGCAGAGGAUCCGGACCUUCCUCAGCCCGGGGACCAACGGCUCCUGGUGUGAAGACAUCCUGGGAGGAAACCAGGAGCAUCGCUUCUGUAACAUCAAGCCCUGCAGAGUGGAUGGAGGUUGGUCUCGUUGGAGUCCGUGGUCCCGCUGUGAUAAGCGCUGUGGUGGCGGGCGUUCCAUACGCACCCGCACCUGCUCCAGCCCUCCACCCAAGAACGGUGGCAAGAAGUGCAAAGGAGAGAAGAACCAGGUCAAACCCUGUAACACCAAACCCUGUGACGAGAAAGGCUGCCCGCCAGGCCAGGAGUUCGUCUUGUGUGCCAACCAAUGCCCACAGCGCUGCUCAGACCUCCAGCAGGGAAUCGAGUGCCAAGGAAACACCGAAUGUCAGCCCGGCUGUCGCUGCCCUGAAGGACAACUGCAACAGGACGGAGUGUGUGUGCAGCUGUGGCAGUGUGACUGUGUGGACUCACUGGGACAGAUUUGGGCAGCUGGCAGUUUGCACCAGGUGGACUGUAACAACUGCAGCUGCUCUGACGGACAGCUCCUCUGCACCAAUCACAGCUGCCACUCCACUUGCGUUUGGAGCUCCUGGUCCAGCUGGGCGUCCUGCAGUGUUUCCUGUGGGCAGGGCCAAAGAACCAGAUACAGGUCACAGAUCCCAGAGAGUGAAGGGACAGAUUGCCAGUUUGAGGAAGUCCAGCAUAAAUCCUGCGACCCAGGACUUUGCCCACCUCUCUGUCUCCAUGACAACCGGGAGCUCCAUGUGGGAGACACCUGGCUGCAGGGCGAGUGUAAACAAUGCACAUGCACUCCAGAGGGAGAUUACUGCCAAGACAUUGACUGCAGAGUGGAUGGUGGUUGGACCCCAUGGUCAGUAUGGUCGGACUGCUCAGUGACAUGUGGUCGGGGCACACAGGUGCGAACCCACGCCUGUAUCAAUCCUCCUCCACGCAACAACGGCUCUCAGUGCAGCGGGCCAGAGAGAGAAACACAGGACUGUCACACUCCUCUCUGUCUAGAUGACCUAUGCCCCUGGUCGCCAUGGUCACCGUGUUCCCGGAGCUGCGGCGCGGGUUCUGUGUCACGGCACAGGGUGUGUGUGUGUGAGGAAGGCGGGGAUGCAGCGUGCCCCUCUGAGAUCGAGGCCGAGAGGAACAGAGAGGAGACCCAGCUGUGUUACAAACAGCCCUGUCCAGGCUGUCCCAUGUCUCAGUGGAGUGUUUGGUCCAAGUGUUCCUGUGAGUCUCAGAAGCAGCAGCGCUACCGUGUAGCUCUCUCCCCAGCCACCAGGGGGCAACAGUGCACUCCUGUUGAAACACAAAGCAGGACAUGCAGUCUGAGUCAAUGUGAUAGUUGUGAAGCCCCGUUUGUGUUCUCAGCAUGUGGUGCACCCUGUGAGAAGCAGUGUGCGCUGCAGGGCCAUCGAGAUCAAUGUUUAGGUGUCAAGGAGUGCACACCUGGCUGCUACUGCCCCCAGGGUCUGCUGCAGCAAAAUGGAACAUGCGUUCCCCCCGAGCAGUGUGGCUGUGUCCACCUUCAGGACCAGGCGUCAGGACAACCACCCACACCUGUGACCAUCCCCCAGGGUGGCACUGUCACCAUCGGCUGCAGUACUUGCCUUUGCCAUGAUGGAACUUUGCAAUGUGACAUGAGAGAGUGUGAAGUCAUCCUCAGCGAGUGGUCACAGUGGACUCCUUGUUCUCCCUGUGCACCCUCUUCCUCCAUGCUGCAAAGCGAAUUUCAAGCCGAACUCAUCAGCAGCGCUAAAAUGCUCUCAAUACAGAGGCGUUUCCGGGCUUGUUUGGACCUGGACUCUGGUUUCCCAGUCCCAAAAGAGGAAGAGGAGAGCCAAUGUCCGGGACCACUUGUAGAGGAGAGGCUCUGUCCAGAUGCAAGCAUCUGCAGAGAUCUGUGUCAGUGGAGUGCGUGGAGCGCCUGGACAGCCUGCGCUGAGCCGUGCAGCGGUGGAGUCCGACAGCGCUUCAGAUGGCCCCUGGCCUCUGCUCCGGGACCGAAGUGCAAGAGCCAACAGACCCAGAGUCAGAGCUGUAACACGGGACUCUGCCCAGGUGAGCGCUGUGAGGACAGGGGGCGGACCUACCAAGAGAAUUGUGCCAAUCAAUGUCCCCGCAGCUGCACUGACUUAUGGGAGCAUGUGCAGUGUCUCCAGGGAGCCUGUCACCCAGGUUGUCGGUGUCAAGAAGGACAGUUGUUGCAGGACGGCCACUGUGUGUCAGUUGCAGAGUGUCGCUGUGGAAUCCCAUCAGGCAAUGGGACACUAGAGUUUAACCCCAAAGAGGAACUUUCUGUAGACUGCAACACCUGUGUGUGUGAGAAUGGCACUCUGGUGUGCACCAAACUCCCUUGCCCGGUUUAUGAGCCUUGGAGUCCGUGGAGCUCCUGCUCAGCCUCCUGUGGACGUGGACAGAGGACGAGGACGCGCCUCUGCCAGGACACAGAGGGCGGUCCUUCCUGUGCUGACACCAUGCAGACAGAGAGCUGUGAAGUGAUUGCAACAUGUCCAGUGGGAUGUCUUCUUAGCGAGUGGUCUCCCUGGAGUGAAUGCAGCACCACAUGUGGAGGUGGGGCAUCAAUGCGGAACAAGACAGUCCUCAGAGAGUCAGAGCCUGGUGGGGCGGCUUGUGUUGGACCACUUGAACAACACACUGUCUGCAAUACCAACAGCUGCCUGCCUGACUGUCCCAGGGGACAGGUGUAUCAUAACUGUUCAGGUUCCUGCCCAUAUACCUGUGAGGACCUGUGGCCCCACACCCAGUGUUUACCUGGACCCUGCACCCCUGGGUGCGAUUGCCCUACAGGACAGGUGUUGCAUGGCGGCUCCUGUGUCUCCCAUGACGAUUGUCCUUGCUCGCCCCUGUCGCUGCCGGCUGGUUACCGAAGCUGGAACAUCAGUGAGGACGAGGACACAGAAGCUCUGCUGCCACCUGGGACUGCCGUUCACCACCUCUGCAACACAUGUGUGUGCCGGCGUGGAGCGUUCCACUGUACCUCCGAGCUCUGUGAUGUGGACUGCGAGUGGUCCAGCUGGUCUCCGUGGAGUCCGUGCUCAGCAAGCUGUGGUACGGGGCGACAGCGCUCCACCAGAAUCAUCCUGCAGCCCAGUCAGUAUGAGGGGGCCCAAUGUGAGGGCCCAGACCACCGCGCAACCCCCUGCACGGCCCCCGACUGUGCGUGUCCUGCUGGCGAGCAGUGGAGGAGGAGUGUGUCCCCGCUGUGCGAGAGGAGCUGCGAGGACAUUUACUCCUCUCCUGUCAACUGCACCCACUCCAUCGAAGGCUGCGUGUGUCAGGAGGGGCUUUAUCGAAACGCGGAGGGAGUGUGUGUCAUUCCAGCUCUCUGCCCCUGCCAUGACCAGGGCAUCGUGCAAGAGGCAGGAGCGGAGUGGGAUGAAGGCUGUCUGUCAUGCCGCUGUGUGAACGGGAAAAAGCUGUGCCAGUUAAGAUGUCCUCCACUUCGCUGUGAUGAGGGGGAGGUCAAGGUGGAGGAGCCUGGCAGCUGCUGUCCGAUCUGUCGAAAGCAGUUUCCUGGCGAGCCUGUGCCAGAGUGUCGUCGCUACCUGCAGGUCAGGAACAUCACCAAGGGAGACUGUCGGCUUGACAACGUGGAGGUCAGCUUCUGCAGGGGACGCUGUCUGUCCAGGACUGAUGUAAUCCUGGAGGAGCCCUACCUCCAGUCAGUGUGUGAGUGCUGCAGUUACCGUUUGGACCCCGACAACCCGGUCCGUUUCCUCAGCCUGCGGUGUGAGAGCGGGGAGAGCGAGCCUGUCGUCCUGCCUGUCAUACACAGCUGCGAGUGCACCAGCUGCCAAGGAGGUGACCUGUCCAGACGCUGAGCGAGUAUGUUGAGUGGGUCGGUGAGCUGAGCGUGUGUGAGUGUGAAUCUGAACGUGUGUGGCACGAGAGAGAGAGAGUGAGAGAGAGAGAGAGAGAGCAGGGUGAACACUGAUCCGAGGAAGAGCUCAGCACUGAAAGCCCAGCUGGGUGACGGAUGGGGAGCUUUGGGACGGACGGACCAAAGGAUGGAGCGGAUGAGUAGAGUCCUGUUGAUGUACACAUCUUUAGUCUUUAGUCAUCAUAUGACUGGAUACUUCUGCGAAUAGUAAUGUUCUAAAAUGUUGUUUGUUCUUCAGCCUGUACAGCAUUUUUUCUUGUGUAUAUUUAUAGUAAUAUUAAAGGACCUAUAAUACAAUCUAAGUAAUAUCUAUAUGGGUCAGGAAUGUUUACUUAGUAUGUUUAAAGAAAAUGUUUGUACCAGCAGCUGUUUUAUGGAAGUGUUAAUGUUUAAAUAAAAAGACUCCACAUACA